AUGGAAUUAGGUGAAAAUAUUAUAUUUGACUUAAAGACCCAUGAAAAUCAACUGGAUCAAUACUAUACACCAUAUCAAAAACUCGAUAAAAUCAUUCAAAAUGAAAUGUACGCCAUAUUUUUUUAUUUAUUUGCUGUAGAUAGAUUGAAAAUUGAAGUUCGCCAUCAAUACUUAAAGUCUAUAGGCUCGGGAUUUGCAUUUGGCGUAACCUUAUUUUUUUAA
Molecule: messenger RNA, 222 nt
Organism: Schistosoma guineensis
Lineage: Eukaryota; Metazoa; Platyhelminthes; Trematoda; Strigeidida; Schistosomatidae
Source: the annotation of a GenBank genome assembly